AUGGCAUUGAGAACUGGAGGCACAGAAGACAAAGAUAAUGGGUUAAGGAAAAGUUAUGAGAGAGCAACUACAGGGGCAGCAUUUGAGCACCCAAACCAGAGGCAGAAUCCCGAGCGCUUUUGCAGAGCGCAGUGUUGGCGGUCCCUCCCCGCCCAGCUGUGUGGAAGCAGCACCUGCGAGCUGGCGGCUUGUGGUUUGCUUGAGAAAGAUCUCCCAAAAGUGACUGCUGAAGGGGAAGGCGGCCAAAAGGACCGUGCAAAGGUGGCCCGAGAGAUCGCAAGACCCAAGGUUCUUUCAUGGAGAGAAAGCGAGUGUUGCCAGAGCGCGCUUGAAGGAUGCAAGAGGGUGCGCUCCUGCCCUGCCCUGCCCUGCCUGGGGCGGGCUCUCGGGGCAGCCGGAGGGACCCCGGGCCCGGCCCCGGGCAGGCUGUGCGGGAGCAGGGAGGCGGAACGGGGAGCGGGGAGGCGGAACGGGGAGCAGGGAGGCGGAACGGGGAGCGGGGCUGCGCAUCUUCCGCCAUUUAAAAAUGACUGUGUUCUUUCCGUCUCUCUUUUUGUUUAGAUAUUAAGAAGAGCAAACAAGAAUGAUGAUGGAAAACUGUCCUUUGAUGAAUUCAAAGCUUACUUUGCUGAUGGAGUUCUGAGUGGAGAAGAACUGCAUGAACUUUUUUGCACCAUUGAUACACACAAUACUAACAAUCUUGGCACAGAAGAGCUCUGUGAUUAUUUUUCAAAGCACUUAGGAGAGUAUGAAAAUGUUCUAUGUGUCUUGGAAGACCUAAAAAGCAUACUGAAGGCGAUGGACAAAACAAAGAAAGAGUAUCAGGAAGCUUCCAAUUUGGAGCAGUUUGUAACUCGCUUUCUUUUGAAGGAGUCACUGAACCAGCUGCAAUCCCUCCAGAGCUCCCUGGAGUGUGCCAUGGAAACCACAGAGGAGCAGACCUGGCAGGAGAGAAAAGACCCAACAAAACCAGAAGUGCUCUCAGUUCAGUGGCCAGGAAAAUGCUUAGCUAGAAGGCUUCAGAGGAACAACAGCCUGUCAUCAAAUAACCCUUACUCUAGCACAGGUUGGAUUGAGGAAGACAGCCAAUGGGUGAUCCAGAUAAACAGACUCCAGAAGCUAAUUGAUAGACUGGAAAAGAAGGACCUAAAGCUUGAGCCACUUGAAGAGGAAGUAUUGGAAGAAAAUGCAAGAUCUGUAACACAUAAUGAUCAGCAUCAAAUGUCUGUGAUAGAAGAAAUGGAAGAACUCCGUCUUGCUCUGAAGCAGUACGUGGAAUCUGCUUCUGCUCAAGGUGGCUGCUUGCAUUUUUCCAUACAGAAGCUUCCAAGUAAUUUGUACUUCAAUGUGUAUGAGUUCUGGGAAAACAGCAAUAGCUGGAAUAGCCACCUUCAAAGGAAUUACAACAAGGCAUUCCAAAGAAGAAAGGUGGACUUCUUGGAAACCCCAGAGCUCAUCACAACAAUGCUAGUCCCUGCAUCGUGGUGGGUCCUCAAUAACAACUAG
Molecule: messenger RNA, 1506 nt
Organism: Cinclus cinclus
Lineage: Eukaryota; Metazoa; Chordata; Aves; Passeriformes; Cinclidae
Gene: NECAB1
Product: N-terminal EF-hand calcium binding protein 1
Biological process (GO): regulation of amyloid precursor protein biosynthetic process
Cellular component (GO): cytoplasm
Molecular function (GO): calcium ion binding
Source: RefSeq, a predicted model, not a curated record